UUUGUCUCUGCAGGGCCCUUCAGUGCCGAUCUCCUGGGGCUCUCGUUUGAUGAACCAUCCAAACCCGCUCAUCAAAGUGGUGUGGCGGCAGGUUCCAGUGAGUUAGUGUCUAGUGGAAAUGGCGAACAACGUCCGACUACCAAGGAGUCCAUUCUUGCCCUCUACAAUCUCUCAAAACCGGCGCCUUCUGUUGCUCAGGCUAACAGGACUGAUCUCUUCUUUCCACCUGUUAUGCAACCGAAUGGUCAAAACGCAAACGCAGGAGUGCUUCACUCGAUGUUUGCUGCUCCGCCCACUUCUGGCCAUUUACAAUCACCUCCAACUUACCAAUCGUCUGCUCCUCAACCCACCGCCGUCGCCACCAGCGAUUUUAGUUGGAGCUCUCUAAGACCACAACAACAACAGCCUCAAUCAGCACCUAGGCCUCAUCCCCCUACUACUACUACUACGGAUUUCUUUGACAAUAUGGAUGUUUUCCAGAGUGCAGCAAAGCCGGUGAGUCAAUGGGACAACGCAUUCUCAUCAGGUGUUAGCCAGCCGGCUACAAGUGCUCCCUUCUCUUUCCAAACACCCUCUCAAUCACAGCCACAGUGGCCACCCUCGGCUGCAUUCCAACAGACCCCCGUCGCCACCGCUGCCACCAAUCUAAAGCCCCCUGCACAGCAAUCCUAUCUCGCUCAGGUCUUGGAGAAGGACAUCGAAAUUAGAAACCUUAAAGCUGAAGCAGCUACAACUAACCACUCGAAUUCAUCAAAAUUUCCAGAUAUGUCGUCGGUCCGGGCGCAACCAAAUAUUACUUGUUGCCUUCAAAGAUCGGAAUUCGAGAAGCUGCGUCAUUUCUUAAUUGAACACGAGUUCUCAGAUCCUAGUCACACUUUCAUAACAAGGGAUAUUUACAAUCGUCUGAGCCAAGCCUCGAAAAAGGAACUAACCUUAAUUGAACUUAUAAAAUUCCGACACUUCCAGUUGUGUGAUUCAUUACAGUAUUUCAUGAAAUCUCAAUUUGCGGCUGCUAAAUCCUCGAAUGAUAUAUCCGUACAGACGGAGGAAUUCGGAUUCGAUGACACAUCUUUGGAAAAGCAAGCGCAAACCUUGAAACAGAAUAACGAGUACCUAAUCAAUCAGGUGGCCAUUCAUGAAGAGAAAUUGCAUUCACUUAAACAAGUCAAUGAAAGACUAAAAGAAGAAUUGAAGAGUUUGUCAAAUGAACGAUCAUGUUUACUAGAACGAGCUAUCAGAGCCGAAGAACGGCAGCAAGUUUUGGAGGAGGAACAGAAAAAAUUCGAACAAUCCUGCGAAAGUGGACUUCCUCUGACUCUAUUUGAGCGAAUUCGGGCUCUCGAGGUAUCUCGCAAUGAGCAACAGACAUCGGAACUUAAAAAAGACUUCGCAAAACUUCAAGUGGAAAGGGAUGGGCUUCUUCAGCGCUUACAUACUCUCGAAGAAGAGAAUAAACGCUUAAGGGAAGAUCUCCACUCUGUUGGUUCCGGAAGUUUUACAAACCGACCGUCCGAUGUCCUUACAAAAACACGAGUUAUAAGUCUAGAGUUGCAGUUGAAUGCUGCUAAUGCAGCUAAAGCCGAUGCACUCCGACAGGUAGACCAACUAGCAGAGAAGUUUGAAGCUGCUUCCAGGACAAUUUACGAGGUAAUGCCUCUUGAAGCCGAUCGUAAAGUAGAGAUAUCUCGACUGGAGGCUCAACUGUCAAUGGUAUCUCAAAAGUUAGCUGCAUAUGAGCGGUUAGAGGCAGAAAUAGAUAAAGCUAUUGAGCAUUUUGCAUCAAAUAAAGGUGAUGAAGGUAGUGAUGUGACGGAUGAAUUAUUCUACCUCGCGAACGUGAGAGACAGAAAUGGCAACCCUCUGUUAGCUACUUUGGCAUCUCGGCGAUUAGAACAUUGCAUUGAACUAGCAAAUCGAACAGCUAAAGCAGAAGAGGUGAAAAGAAAGCUCCAAUUUGAAAAUGGCGAGCUGAAAAGUGAACUCGAGAUGGUAAAAGAUGAUGCAAGGAGACAAUCGGAGCUGUUAACCAAUAUAGGCAAACCUACGAACAGUUUAGCUGCAGCUCUAGUAGAACGAAACAAAGAGAUUUCUAACUUGAAAUCCGAUAAACGUAAAUUGGAAGGGAAGCUACGACAAUUAUAUGACUGCACAAAGGAUAUUGUGGCUGAACGCAAUGCUAUGCUUGAGGAUCUGAAUGAAAUGUGGACACAGGUAAACCAGGAAAGAGGGAAGCAAGAAUCGACUCAAAUAAAAAAACCGCUACCGCGAAAAAUCUGCAAGACAGAGACAUAA
Messenger RNA from Rodentolepis nana, 2292 nucleotides. Lineage: Eukaryota; Metazoa; Platyhelminthes; Cestoda; Cyclophyllidea; Hymenolepididae. The record is from the annotation of a GenBank genome assembly.